AUGCCCUUCGGCCUCCCCUCCCCCCCCUCCUUCCACCACGCCCUAAAAACCAUCCUCCUCCACUCCAAGUCCACCACCACCGCCACCGCCGCUCCCACCCCACUCUCCGCCUUCAUCCCCCCGCUGGUCCCCACCUUCUACGCCAACCCCCUCCUCUUCAACGGCCACCUGCAGACCUGCUACACCGCCAUCAAGGGCACCGACCCCUACGCCGUCCACUAUGCCCGCCGCCACCUCAUAAACCCCAACGACGGCGGCCACUUCGCCGUCGACUUUGCCGUCGACCCCUUCGACCCCCUCCCGCCCGCCGACGACCUCCCCGAGCGCACGCGCCACAUGCCGCCCGAAACACAGCUGGCCAGCGACGACGACACGCCCAUGCUCGUCGCCCUCCACGGCCUCAGCGGCGGCAGCCACGAGGUCUAUCUCCGCGCCGUGCUGGCGCCGCUGAUGACCGCCGGCGGCUGGGCGGCGUGCGUGGUCAAUGCGCGUGGGUGCGCGAAGAGCAAGAUCACGACGAAGCAGCUGUUCAAUGCGAGGUUCACGGAGGACCUUAGGGUCACGGUGGGGUAUCUGAAGAAGACGUUUCCCAAUAGGCCGUUGUAUGUCAUGGGCUUCUCGCUCGGCGCAAACAUCUUGACGAAUUAUCUGGCAGAGGAGGGGGACAAGUGUGUGUUCAAGGCCGCGAUUGUCUGCUCAAAUCCAUGGAACCUCGAGCUCUGCUGCAAGAACCUCCACCGCACCUAUCUCGGCCAGAUGUACUCCCGAGUCAUGGGCGAAAACCUCAAACGUCUCUUCGAGCAGCACGUCCACAACCUCGACCUCCCCGCCGCGCAGGUCGCCGCCGUGCGCGCCGGCGUCCUCAUGGACGACUUUGACCGCGCCCUCACCAGCAAGGUCUUCGGCUACGCGACGGUCGGCGCCUACUACCGCGACGCCUCGUCGGUCGACAACUUGCUCAAGGUGCGGGUGCCGACGUUCAUCAUCCACGCCCGGGACGAUCCGAUUGCGUGUGACGAGGCGGCGCCGUACGAGGAGGUGCAGGCGACGCCAUGGUGCGUCAUGGUCACGACGGGGGUCGGCGGGCAUCUUAGUUGGUUUGAGCUUGGUGGAGGGCGGUGGUUCGCCGGUGUGAUUGUGGACUUCUUGAAGAAGUUUGAGAAUGAGGUUGCGGGAGUGGCCGAAGCUGCGGAGCCGGAUCAUGAUGGCGAGGACUUUGAUUGGACUGUAUU
This is a messenger RNA of Morchella sextelata, 1232 nucleotides long. RefSeq lists its product as uncharacterized. Gene Ontology annotation, biological process: medium-chain fatty acid catabolic process; medium-chain fatty acid biosynthetic process. The transcript has 5 exons. Gene Ontology annotation, molecular function: monoacylglycerol lipase activity; acetylesterase activity. The annotation marks the transcript as partial. NCBI's taxonomy places the organism in Eukaryota, Fungi, Ascomycota, Pezizomycetes, Pezizales, Morchellaceae. The record is from RefSeq and is a predicted model, not a curated record.